AUGUCCGCUCGACCGCGUGAUGAGGCUCACCCAGCCGUCGCCCACGCUUAUCCUCCGCCUCAACCACAACCCCACGCCCAACCAUACCGCACCAUCCUCGCUACUUUUGCAGCCUGGAAAUUCUUCCUUCUAGCCCUCUCCCUCGGUAGCAGUCUUGUCGGCGAUACCUACGACACCUCGGCCGGGCUGUUUCUGCUCGACGGUCAGUUGGGCAACGGCAACGGCACCGAUAACAGCACUGGUACCGGGAGUGGGUUUGGAACAGGGAAAGUGACGGGAUUGGUUGCCCGGUUGUGCAGCUGGGAUGCUAUCUACUACGUCAGUGCUGCUCGCCAUGGGUACCGGCUAGAGCAGGAGUGGGCGUUUGGGGCCGGGCUCCCAACUGUGGCCCGUAGUUUGCUGAAGGUCCUCACCUCCCUCGGCAUCCUCGGUACCUCACCCCCACUCUCACCCACCACCCCCGAAGCAACACCCACCGUCAGCCUUCUCCCCGAGGCCCUCGCCAGCAUCCUCAUCGCCAACACCGCCCACCUACUCGCCGCCCUGGUCCUCUACCGACUCGGCCGAACCAUCCGACACAACCAAACCCAGUCUCUCCUCGCCGCCCUCCUCCACAUCUUCUCGCCCGCGGGCCUCUUCCUCUCCACCCCCUACAGCGAAAGCUCCUUCGCCCUGCUCGCCUUCACAGGCUACCUCCUCUUCGCCCUCGGCUCCCAGGCCGACGGCGCGGCUAGCCCCACCCGCCGGGACCUCUCCACCAUCGCAGCAGGCGCCUUCUUCGGACUCGCCACGGCCUUCCGCAGCAACGGCAUCCUCAACGGUCUCCCCUUCGCCUGGGAGGUCCUGCGCAACCUGCCGCGGCUGGCCCAGCAACCCGUGGACACCCUCCGGCGACUGGCGGCGCUGGGCGUGGGCGGCGUGCUGGUGGCGGCUGGAUGGCUCGGUCCGCAGGCCGUGGCGUAUUCGCAAUACUGCCACGCGGUGGACGACCCGCGGCCGUGGUGUGAGGGGUAUUUGCCGAGUAUUUUUACGUUUGUGCAGCAGCAUUAUUGGAACGUCGGUUUCCUCCGCUACUGGACCCUCCCCAACCUCCCCCUCUUCUUCCUCGCAGCCCCAAUGCUUACCAUCCUCGCCACAUCCGCUGUAUCCCACCUUAAAACUAACCACCACACUCAAACUCACACUACCACCACCAAACACACCAACAACACCAACACCGCCAACACCACCAAAAACACCAACCACACGAACAACACCACCAACAACAACAACAAUGACACCCUAACAACCGCCCGCCUCCAAGCCCUCCUCCACGCAGCCGCCUCCGCCGAACUGCUCCUCUCCCUCCUGGCCUUCACAACGUACCACGUACAAAUCAUCACGCGUAUCUCCUCCGGCUGUCCCGUCUGGCACUGGUGGUUAGCCGGACGUCUUGUGCAGGGAGAAGGAGACAAGAAAGGAGGAACGCGGAUCGUCAUGUUCAUGGUAAUUUACGCUUGUAUUCAGGGCGUGCUUUUCGCUACGUUUCUUCCCCCGGCGUAA
Molecule: messenger RNA, 1542 nt
Organism: Dichotomopilus funicola
Lineage: Eukaryota; Fungi; Ascomycota; Sordariomycetes; Sordariales; Chaetomiaceae
Product: GPI mannosyltransferase 2
Exons: 4
Coding region: 1-1542 (513 amino acids)
Biological process (GO): GPI anchor biosynthetic process
Cellular component (GO): mannosyltransferase complex; endoplasmic reticulum membrane
Molecular function (GO): GPI mannosyltransferase activity; alpha-1,6-mannosyltransferase activity
Source: RefSeq, a predicted model, not a curated record